Molecule: messenger RNA, 772 nt
Organism: Panicum hallii
Lineage: Eukaryota; Viridiplantae; Streptophyta; Magnoliopsida; Poales; Poaceae
Product: protein indeterminate-domain 16-like
Exons: 1
Coding region: 1-576 (191 amino acids)
Biological process (GO): gravitropism
Cellular component (GO): nucleus
Source: RefSeq, a predicted model, not a curated record
AUGGAGGAGCAAGGCCAGAGGGAGAUCCAGCUCCAGCUGCUGCUGCUCCCCGCGCCGGCAGGCCGAGCCCUAUGCGACGUGCCCGCGGUGCCACCCAGCGCCGCGGACCACCCGCAGCUGGACCUCGACCUGUCCAUGAGCAUCGGGCCGAGGCACCCCGCGGCGGCGCCAGCGCCGCCGCCGCGGGCGUCGCCACUCGCGAACGAGAACAGGAGAGCGUCGGGGGUGAUGAUGACGGCGUCGGCGGCGGCCGGCGCGAGGCAGCAGCAGAAGCACCAGCAGCACGCGGCGGCGGACGCGCGCGCGGUGAAGCAGCAGGCGGCGGAGCAGGCCCGGAUGGCGUGCGCCGAGCGCGCCUACGCGGAGCGCGUCCGGGAGCUGGCGCGGCGGGAGCUGGAGCUCGCGGAGCGGGAGUUCGCGCGCGCCAGGGCGAUCUGGGAGCGCGCCCGCGAGGAGGUGGAGCGGGUGGAGCGCAUGAAGCAGAUCGCGGCGAGGCGGCUCGUCGGCUCGGCGGCCUCGUCCGCGGCGGCGCUGGAGAUCACCUGCCACGCCUGCAUGCAGCGCUUCCACCCCUAGUCCUAGCACGCUGCGCUGCGCCUGCGCCGCAGGAAGGCGGUCACUGUAUGUGAUGCGCAGCUGGUUGGCGAUCGAUCUCGACAGCUGCCACCGCCAUCGCUGUAACUCUUUCUCCAUAGCUUUCAGCUCUUGUGAAUUAAUGCCAUGCCGCCAUGUUCAGCGUGAGAUGAUCAUCGUCUGGUUCAUGCUUGAUGCA